AUGGCAGAUCGAAAAAAUCCACUGUGGCAGCACUUCACUGAGGCCACUUCAGGUAAGGCUCGGUGUAAUAUCUGCAACUCCUUAGUCAGUAUGGGGGCUGAGAAAGGAAAAAGUAAGAACACAACCAAUUUGUGGACCCACUUAAAACGACAUCACCUUGAGGCCCACAAUAACGCUCUGAAAGAAAGGGAUGAAAGAGCUGCAUCUUCGUCCGCUUCGACCUCCACACAGCCCACUGUUGCACAAUUGUUUGAUGCACAACGGAAAUGGCCAAAUUCAGACAACAGAUCCAAAAAGAUUGAUGUGGCAAUCAUGGAGAUGAUUGCCACUGACAACCAGCCCUUUACAGUUGUUGCAGAUGUCGGCUUUAAGAGGUUGGUGGCAAUGCUGGAGCCCAGAUAUUCUCUAAAAUCUGAAAAGUAUUAUCGCACUGUGCUUUUUGAAGAUGUUCACUCCAAGGUCGAAAAGAAAAUCAAGGAGUUAAUCACCCUGGACAAUGCAGGCCCUCAUUUGUCCUUUACCACCGACUGUUGGUCAGGAGAGACGGAGUCUUUGAUGAGUCUGACCUGCCAUUUCAUCGACAAAGAAUGGAAAAGGCAACAAAUUGUCCUGAACGUGAAAGCGAUGCAUGGUUCGCACACAGGGCAAUACAUAUGUGAUGUGUUCCUCGGCCUACUGAAGCACUGGGACAUUGAUCCGGAGAGAGUCGUGUUGGUCCUUCGCGAUAGUGGGGCAAACAUGGUUAAAGGAAUGAGGCUCGCUGAACUACCUGAUCUGAGCUGCAGCGCUCAUACUCUUCAGCUUGUAGUCAAUGAUGGAGUCAGCAGCCAGCGAGCUGUGGCAGACAUUGUUGCUAAAUUGAAAUCUUCGGCAACCCACUUUAACCAUUCAGUGCUGGCCAAACAGCGUUUGAGAGAGAUCCAAAAAGAGCUUGACCUCCCUCAGCACCGAAUCAUCCAGUCUGUUCCUACACGCUGGAACUCUACCCUGCAUAUGAUGGAGAGCAUGGUGGAGCAGAAGCGGGCACCGAGUGUGUACGCAGGGGAACAUGGGAAGAUAUCAGUCUUGACAGCAGAUCAAUGGACUCUUGUGGAUAAUUUGAUUGCCACACUGAGCCCACUUGAACAAGUUACACUGGAAAUAAGUAGAUCUGACUCUACAAUUUCAUGCAUCAUUCCCUGCAUCACAGUGCUGAAGAUGUUGCUGGAAACUGAAGGUCCCAAGACAAGAGGAAUCAGAACACUCCGGGACACAAUGCUGAACAGCUUGAAGGACAGAUUUGAGAAGGCAGAAAAAACAAGAUGCUUGGUCCUUGCAACAUUGCUCGACCCUCGUUACAAGGGUAAUGCCUUGGCUCCUGCCACACUGGUGAGUGCAAAGGACUGGAUUAGGGAAGAGCAUACCAAUCUGUCUGAGGCUGCAGAAGGUCAAGGCCAAGACCCAAAAAAGAGAAGGGUGGAGGAAAGAGUGGAAGAAAGAGAGGAAGAAGGAGCGGAGGAAGUCGCUGGUCCAUCUGACAUGUUAGAACAGAUGUAUGCCAACCUUCUUGGAGCACAAGGACCAGAGGAAAUUGAUGAGGAAGAAGAACUGUUCACACAGCAGCUGGAGCAGUACUUGAGAGAGCCAUUGAUCGACAGGCAGACAGGCCAGCCACUUGAAUGGUGGAAACAGAAUUCAUUGCGAUUACCCCAUCUGGCUAAACUUGCCAGAAAAUUUCUCAGCCCACCCCCAUCCUCUGUUCCCAGCGAGAGGGUUUUCAGCGAGGUCAGCCACAUCUAUGAGAAGAACAGGUCCAGACUGACAGGGGAACAUGCUGAACGCCUCUGCUUCCUCCAUUAUAAUCUACAGCUCCUAAACUGGGAUUAUUGAGAAUUUACAGUGAGGGAUGUGUGGGGUAACUAAAGGCUAACAGUCUUUCAUGCAUAUCAUGCACAAUUCUUUAUUUAUUUUUACAUUUGUUUGCAAUUGUUUGAAAU
Messenger RNA from Neoarius graeffei (lesser salmon catfish), 1976 nucleotides. RefSeq names its product zinc finger BED domain-containing protein 4-like. Bases 1 to 1869 code for a protein of 622 amino acids. Gene Ontology annotation, molecular function: DNA binding; protein dimerization activity. The record is from RefSeq and is a predicted model, not a curated record. The transcript has a single exon. NCBI's taxonomy places the organism in Eukaryota, Metazoa, Chordata, Actinopteri, Siluriformes, Ariidae.